Molecule: messenger RNA, 4477 nt
Organism: Mercenaria mercenaria
Lineage: Eukaryota; Metazoa; Mollusca; Bivalvia; Venerida; Veneridae
Product: integrin beta-4-like
Exons: 1
Coding region: 302-1402 (366 amino acids)
Biological process (GO): heterophilic cell-cell adhesion; neuron development
Cellular component (GO): neuron projection
Molecular function (GO): protein heterodimerization activity; protein homodimerization activity; cell adhesion molecule binding
Source: RefSeq, a predicted model, not a curated record
CGAGCGGAACGAGAUGGAAAUAAUUUAAACCACGUUUGUCAUUUUGCUUUGAGGAAAUAAAACUUAAAAUUCAGUUGCGAAGCGUUUAUCUUGUUAUCUGCUGUAUUAAAUUUGUGAAUCAUUAGGGAAUUGCCUCAUGCAAAAUACUUCUUAUGUGACCAGGGAAUACGUAAUUUAAUUUAUAUGCAUACGUAAUUAAUUGUUUCUUUAUCAAAAAGCCGCGACUAAACAGAUAACAGUUCAGCUUAGUGUUACUUAAAUACAAGAAAGUUAUAAAUAUUUUGACAGAAACAAAAGGAAUAUGUUUAAAGCAUUCAUCAUAGUGCCGUUUGUUGUAAUGUUAUUUCUCAAGACUGUGACGUCACACGGCGGACAUAAUGAAGGUCCGCAGACGAAAAAUGCCAUUCAGGACGCGUUAUUGUCAUAUCUUUGUCGCGGAUCUAAUGGACUCCCCUGUAACGCGCAUGGAAGUUGCUCCAGCGGCAUGUGCACGUGUAACCGUGGUUACAGUGGACGAACAUGUGAAAUCAAUGAUGCGGAUAUUAGUAGUUUCGGCCAAGAUGGUGGCACCUCCGGUAUGAACAAUAAUGGCGGAUUCAAUUUACAUGACCUAAUUCCACACCAUUUUACAGAAUCACCACAGGGUGGUCAUGCUGGCGACACUUCCGGUAGGGAUAAUAACGUUGGAGGAUUUAAUUUACAUGAUCUAAUUCCUCCUACUACGGAGCCACCGCAAAUUGUCGCGUGUUUAACAAACGACGAAAAUGCGUGUAGUGGGCAUGGCUAUUGUCAUGAGGGCUCUUGUCUGUGCGAGUCUGGUCACUCUGGUAUUAUGUGCGAAUUAUCGGCCGAAUUAGGGUUUUGUCGAACAUAUAAAGAUUGUGCCGAAUGUAUGGCUCUUAUGAAUGAUUGCCCUGAGAAAUGUUCUUUAAUGGCUAACUUCAAGCUUGUAUUUGGAUUCCAGAGGCAACGUGACGGUGGGACCUUCAGAAAAUGUCGUUUCAGAAACCCGGUCCGCAACUGCACAUUUUAUUUCAGACAAGAAAGUGUGUCGACACAAGGAAUGAAAACUAUUGCGGUAAAAGCCUGUAUGUAUUAUAACGAAGCAACAACAAAUACAAGUGAUACGGUAGAACAGCUAAAGGACAAACCUUUGCAACCAGUUACGUCACCGGAACCAAGUACGUCAUCACCUGAUGAUCAAUCAAACAUUGGGAUGGAUUCGCAAGAUACGCAUGAUUCACAUGCGCAUCACGACCAUGGAACUAUGGGUGAUGCCGACCAUGGAACUAUGGGUGAUGCCGGGAAACAGAACAGCAAUACGAAAGAUUCUGGUACCAGUUUCAUAAAACCGGAAAUGCUCCUGGUUGUCGGAAGUAUUCUAAUGUUAUUACAAUUUUGAAAACAUUCGAGCUGUUUGACUGACAACAAUCUUUUCAAAAGUCUGUGAGAUACAAACCUAUAAAAUUGACAAAAAAAUACUUUCUAGUCAAACAACAGUAGAAUCAAAAGUUCGGUUCCAUUUUAUGGAACCAAGUAAUAAAAAGAACUUACAUUCUGUGACAAGUGUAAGUGAUUUACAGCCAGAGUCGAUGAAAGGUAUGCAUAUGGGCAACUGUCCGCCUAAACUGUUCAGUUUGACAUCUCUCAACAGCGUGUGGAAAUGAUGAACAUAUGAAAGUAAAAAUGUGUUGUCGUUUUGUUGUUGUUCGUUUGUUUUUACAUUUUGUUUCUUUCUGAAGCAUUUAACUCUGAAAACAUUAAAUAAGUUUAGAACUACUGGCUGUAAUUCGAAUUUGAUAAAAACUGAAUUUCUGACUAUUGUUCAACUUACAGAAAAUGCAUGCAGGCCAUACUGAUCGUAUUUGUUUAACGUCUGUAUGGCAGAUUUGUUGACUUGCAGCGGCUAAAUAUGCACUGUGAACCUAGAUAUCAUUUUGGGCUUUUAAAGUUAACUAAAUUCGCAAGGACAACUUGAACAGUCGCGAAAUCUUUGCUAGCAAAAUGCAUUGCAAUAAUAUAACUAUCACGCGAUCAUUAUUGCCGCGAAGACAUUACCGUCAAGAACAUUUCUAGGUUUACAGUAUUUUAUUUAAAAAUACAUCUUAUUAAAAAAUGUUAACGGUCUACGAUUAGUCAUUCAGAAGUUGUAUUUAUUUUAACGUUGUUUUUAGGACAUUCUCUGAGUCCUGAAACUAUAUCAUUGAAUCAUGAUAUACAUGUUAUAUUAUCAUAAUCUACAUAUUAUUUUAUUGUUAAAACAUAAAAUGAUAAGAAAAAAGUUUCAUAUUUUAAUGUUGUUUCAACUGUUUGAAUGAAAGGGGAUACAAUUUGCCUCCAACUGUUAUAAAAUAAAUUGAUUGUGUAUGUACACACAAGUCUUUUUUCUUUCAAAGACAAGCCUGAAUUUUACAUGUGUUUGUUAUCAAAAUAUACAGUUGAAAGGUACUGCAUAAAAUUAAUAUACAGUCAUGUACCAGUAAAUAAAAAUCAUGGAACAUGAUCCAAUAAUCGGAUCGACUUUCGAAUCUGAAAAUUUAUUUCUAUGCCUGAACAUAAAAUGUUGAGUUAUAGCGCUUUUGACCAAAGCGCGUUGUAUACUGUUCGUUUGAGCAUGGCGUGUACGUUUGUUUUCCUGGGCUUUAAGGCAAUUGACCCGUAAUGACUUCCGGCAAUAGUCGUGCGGUUACGUAUUCUCGAGAUAUGAUUUCGGUAUUCUCCGACUGCUAACGUAAUUCCUACUAGCAACCUGCCGUAAAAUGCCGAAACCACAUCUGGAGACUACGUAACGGCACGCAAGUUGCCGAUAUAGUCAUUACGGGUCCAUUACCCGGCCUCCAGACAUUGUUUCAGGCACGAACGGGCACCUGUAUAGAACCACCGAUAAACCAUAAGAUUACUGGUUAGUUUCAUCUCUUGAAAUAAUCUUACACCAGAAGCGUGAUUUCGAAGUGCCAGUAGGGCAAGUGACCGGACACCAAAGAAAGUUCUUUAGAACGUUUAUUAUUUCUUCUAUAGAUCUACGGUCAAAAAUUGUUGCUAUGUGACCGGUAUUUAUUCAACUUGUACCUACAUACUGGGAAAAUUAAUUUCUGAUGUCAUGUAAUAAAACACUUACUGAAUGGCUUGUCUGUCAAUUGGUCAAAAAUACUAUAUAGUGCCCUAGGCUUGUUACAAAAUUUGUAAUUAUGUUGAAAAACAGAUGUCUUUGAAAAAUAAAAGGAUAUGUAAAUAAUUUAUUUACAAUGUACUUUAAGAUUAGAAUAGAUUGACUUACAGUCGUUAAAGUUCAGCGUUAAUACAGUAACAUGUUUUUUGUUGAUGUUGUUGUUGUUGUUUUUGUUGUGUUUUUGUUUUUGUAGUUGUUUUGGGUUAGGGAAGGGAAGGGGGAAAUAACGCAAUAUGUGGAUCACCAACUUAUUGCUUACAAUAUAUGUAAAUUUUUGUUUCAUUUUUAGUUGCCCUUGUAUGUAGAAAUGUGUUUUAGCAAUACAUGUAAAUGCUGACAAAACUCUGAAGUUUUUAAUAGCUGACAGUGAUUGGCAUAGUGUCAUAAUGUCUUGAAAUAUUUGAUAGCUUUUCGUCAACUUGUGGUUUUACUUUGAAACUAACAUAAAUUGGAUGCCAGCUUUUUUAAAAUUAUUUUUGAUUGAAUUUAUGGUCCGUGAAAAGAAAAUUUAAAUAUUUUGAUAAAUAUUAACAUAGUUUUUGAAAGUUCAUGUUUAUAUUUAUUAUAAGUUUAUUCACUAUAAUGUUCUGGUAUAGAUGGUCGUCGAAAAAUAACGUCGACAUACAGAGGAUGAAUGUAUACGUCGACUUGCAUGUACAUUCAAUUUACGUUGGGAAAUUGACGACAUACUGUACUGUAUGUCAGUUACACAUUCUUUAUCUCAAAAACAACACUGAUUUGAUAUAUUUAUGUUAAAAAAACGACAUAAAAGGAUCCGUCAACGUAAUGUAACAUUGAAUUAUUUGUCAGAACUUUAGUUUGACGCCAUUUUAAAUCAGUAUUUUAGUCUCAUUAGAUAUUGAACCCUAAAUGCAGGCCUGGUCGAGAGCCUCUUCUACCGCAACAGAAAUAAUCAAACAGGUUUCAAAAUUUCUUUACAGCCGACAUACAUACAAUUAUUAGAGAAGUAAAACUCAUUUAUCUCGACAUGUAUAUAACACGACUGGUUUACAAUCGAUUUGUCACUGUUAAUGAGCGCUGUUCAACUCGCUAACUAGACAAUAUAUCAACGUAAAUAACAUAAUUAUACAUUCAUCAACGGGACUUAAACAAAAUGAUAAUUUACACAACCUAAAUUCCGACAAGAUCUCCGGUCAAAAUUACUUCUAGACUUCUGUUAUUUUAUCAUGAAAAUUUUCAUUUCUUAUAUUGAUUUCCAACGAAAAAUGGUGUUAAAACGCCAUGUGACCAGAUAUACUUCAUAGUAGACUAGCAACUAGAUUGAAAAUAAAUAUAUUUCUACAUUUU